UAAAAUGAACUGUAUCGUAGACAAAACGUCUGGAUGUGCUUACGUUGGACGAUCGGAAAUGAUCCGUCUCGAGGAACUUUGGGAUCUGCUGGGGCCCCUUCGGCGAAAAUGAAAAUUGAGCCGGACGUCUUUGUGGCAGCGGCUCAUCGAUGGCGUGACUUACGCGGUUUUCAAUUCGAGCCCAGAUGACGACGAAACGGUACGUCGCCACCUUUCGUCUUAUUCUUCUUUGUCUCCUUCUCUUUACGCUCUUUCCUUCCCCUCUCUUUUGCGCGUUGCGGCCGAUCGCGGUGCACGGUGCAGCGCCGCGAGUCGCUGGCUGCGAGUCGCGUCGCCUCGCCUCGGCUUGCCUCGCUUCGUCCUGUCGCCCGCCGCCGCGUCGCGUCGCGCCACAUAACUUGAAAACUCGCGUCCCGUCCCCGACGCGAUACGCGCCGCUGAAAUUCGCGGUAUUGUCGGCAGCGACUCGCCCGGUCACAACCGUCGCGAUCGCGCGAGCUCACGUCGCAAGCUCACGUCCGCGCGUGUAGCGGUGCGAGCUAUCGAAACGCUCCGUACAAUCGGCGAUUCCGCAUCGACGAACGCCUGACAUAUCCACUACGUGGGCCGUAUACGUGCGACAGCGAAUUUCGCCGAGAUCCCGUGCCGGAUGCCUGGCGCGCACACGUAUCAGGUGAGACGUCUCGCCGGUCGUGUCGCGAGCACGGCGAGCGUACGUCGCAUACGAUCGACGAGAUUCAACGGAAUAUCAAGCCGUGCGAGCACAUCCGUGCCUGCGACGUCCGUGUUUGCUAGCGGGAGUGCCACAGGUGUGCCGAAAGUGCCGAAAAGUGUGGAAAGUGCCGGAAGUGCCGCCCGAGCGAUUCCACGCAGGGAACCACGAAAAUUCGGAGCGUAAAUCACGACGGAGGGCGCCAAAUUUUACUGAGAACUUCUAUUCGCAUUGGUUGCACAUUGUUUGGCUGAAGACGGAAAACUGGCGAAGGAUGAGCGCGAACGCGAGUGCAAACGCAUCGAGCGGUUGAGCACGCGAGGCAAGGAUAUAGAAAGAAAUUGAGGAAGGAGGAAAAGCGAUGGUGGUGGAGUGGUUAUGCCCUGGACUUAGGCCGACCAGGAGCAACAGGCCUCGUCUUCUGCACUGCAAAGUGAUACUUCUGGACGAGCACGAAUUGUUGCAAGAUGUUUUGAGCUCAAACUUGGGUCAAGAAUUAUUGGACAGAGUGUUCAAGCAUCUCAACUUGUUGGAGACCUCUUACUUCGGAUUGCGCUACCUCGAUCAGGGAAAUCAAACGCAAUGGCUCGACCAAAGUAAGAAACUCGGUAAACAACUGAAGAUCCACAAAGGUGAUCCUGGAUCGGACGUUCACACUCUCUACUUCGGCGUUAAAUUUUACGCGGCGGAUCCGUGCAAGCUCAUCGAAGAGAUUACCAGAUACCAGUUCUUCCUACAAGUGAAGCAGGACAUUCUGCAAGGAAGAUUACCCGUGUCUUUCGACUUAGCCGCAGAAUUAGGAGCAUAUGUUGUUCAAUCGGAACUCGGCGAUUAUGAUCCCAGACGACAUUCGCCUGGUUAUGUCACCGAAUUUCGGUUCCUCGCCAACCAAACCACGGAGCUGGAGAAUCGUAUAGUAGAGAUCCACAAAACUCUUAUAGGUCAGUUACCCUCGGCGGCGGAAUUAAAUUAUCUAGAUAAAGUGAAGUGGCUGGAGAUGUAUGGAGUAGACUUACAUCCCGUUCUGGGUGAGGAUAAUGUAGAGUAUUUCCUAGGUCUAACGCCGAGCGGGAUAAUACUGUUACGCAAUAAGACCAAAGUAGGAAAUUACUAUUGGCCUCGCAUCAAUAAAAUUUAUUAUAAGGGCAGGUACUUUAUGUUGAGAGUGAGUGAAAAGAAUUCCGAGGAAAGAACGCACGGUUUCGAAACACCGUCGAAAGGAGCCUGUCGUCAUCUCUGGAAAUGUUGCUUAGAGCAUCAGGCGUUCUUCCGACUAAUGGCGACCGGUCCACCGCCUCUUAGUCCGUACUCUCGUUUUCAUUCGUACAGUCCGCAAUCCACUCUGGAGAAGCACGCAGCAAUCAGGAGAAAUCCACCGCCGUUUCAAAGGACUCCCAGUCGACGGGCGCAGAGACGAGUCGUCGAGGGUCAAGAGAUGGUCGGCUCAUUUGUCGAAACGCCCGUUACCGUGAUCUCGAAUCCGUGCAGCAAUUCAUCUGGCGGCAAUGUUCUGUGCAAUACUCAAAGGCAGGUGAACACCUCAAGUCCGAGGAGCACGAGAAGCGCACCGUGGACGCAGAGCCAGCCUCGUGGUCUUUAUACAUCGUCUAGUCCUCGUUCCGUUCGCUCCGCGGGAACGGCACCGGCACUCUUAAGUAGACUCCAACGUCGAAGCAGCUCAGUGGAGAGUCAAAGUUCAGGAGAUAGUCAUAGUCGUGGUGGUCAUCGUAGAAGAAGUCAUAGUCAUAGUCACCGUCGACACAGCAGACACUCCGAUUGUGAGUCUGAGCUUUCGAGGGGCUCAGACACGAGAUCCGGCCACCGAAAGCAUCGUAGGAAACAUAGGAACUCCCGUUCUUCUAGUAGACACGAAUUGGUAGAUUCAGAACCACAGUGGAGAGAAGUGCAGAAGCGAAAAGGAGAAGGUGUGCAAAAGGCUAUUGUGAGUCAUACGGAGCCUAGAAGAAGACAUAGAAGCAGACAUCGAAGUCCUUCUCAAAAACAACCACUGCCGGACGAACUUCGAAAACACUUGGAAUUUGGCCUAGUCGACACUAGUGGAAUGAGCGAGCAACAACGCCGGGAAAUAUCCUACACGGUGGUACAGUCGCAAUCUGUACAGCAAUCCCCGUUACAAACUAACAAUUCUCGAUUGGACGACAUAGAUUCAUCGUCCCUACCUAGAACUGUCGGAUCUGUUGGCAAAAGAGACAGAAGAGUCGUGCCACAUAAUCGUGAUGGAAGUUAUAACUUGCUGUCAACAACAUCCAGCAGCAGCUGUCGAGUCGAAGCAAAGUUUCCCGACGCUCGAAAUGAAUGUAGCACGAGGAGGGACUUUUAUUAUACUCGUAACAACAGAAUACUAUCGGCUAUAGGCAAUAAUACGGACAGUGGGCUUGGAGAGAGUACGCCGCAGGAUUUUUCAAGUUGCUGCUCAAGCUCCGCCGACAGCAGCAAGCCUACCCACGUAACACAAUUGCAAUUAGGGGGAGAGGUACGCUAUGAACUGCCUUCAAAUCAAGAAAUCUACCCUCACGUUGACACUACUCUGGAUGCUGUUCUUCAACCCAUUAUCUCAACUUUAACGAGGAGGCAACGGAGCCAUCCGAAAUAAUCAUGAAACUUUAAAUGAAA
Messenger RNA from Odontomachus brunneus, 3346 nucleotides. Its product is annotated as band 4.1-like protein 4A. The transcript is spliced from 17 exons. Gene Ontology annotation, cellular component: cytoskeleton. The record is from RefSeq and is a predicted model, not a curated record. Lineage: Eukaryota; Metazoa; Arthropoda; Insecta; Hymenoptera; Formicidae. Bases 1074 to 3326 code for a protein of 750 amino acids.